AAACCACACCUCGAUCGCUCUCAGAAUCACCUACAAAUUGUCCAGAUCGACUUCUUCCUCUCAUCCUCUGUAGUACGUUCGAUCAGCUAUAGCCAUGAACACUGCGAGAUACACCGGCGGCAAGGUUACCGCUGGCUACGGCCGCGGCGCCACCGGGUUUGGCCGGAGGAGCAAGUGCAAUGUGGUGAAGGCGUCGGCGGCGGGUACUGCGAGCAGGGCGCCGGACUACUACAAGGUGCUGUCGCUGGAGCGCACGGCGGACGUGGGCGCCGAGGAAGUGAAGCGCGCGUACCGGAGGCUGGCGCUGCAGUACCACCCGGACGUGUGCCCGCCGUCGCGCCGGGCCGAGUCCACGGAACUCUUCGUCGAGCUCCGGCGCGCCUACGAGACGCUGUCCGACCCGGCUACGAGGGUGCAGUAUGACGCCGAGCUGAGGACAGACCAGGUGAUGGGCGGCAGGCGGCCGUCGUCGGCGGAUGGGUUCGCGAGGGACGUGUGGGAGGCGCAACUGUCCGUGCUGCGGGCGCGCUCCGAACGGCGGCAGAAGGCCAGGAGGUGCGGCAGCGGCCGCAGAUUCUAGCUAGCUAGCGCCUAGCGGGGAGAAUUAAGAUCCCGUGUUCUGAUUGAUUAUUUGACUGUGUAAAGAUCUUGUUUUAGCAAAGUUGAUUCAUUGGAACUUUGGCUAGCUGGCACUCGUUUGUUAUCCUUGUACUUGUGCAUGUGUUGCUUACUCUGUUUGAAACAGGGACAGAAACUCAUUUCAUUAGUUAAGAGAGCCC
Molecule: messenger RNA, 779 nt
Organism: Brachypodium distachyon (stiff brome)
Lineage: Eukaryota; Viridiplantae; Streptophyta; Magnoliopsida; Poales; Poaceae
Product: chaperone protein dnaJ 20, chloroplastic
Exons: 1
Coding region: 95-580 (161 amino acids)
Cellular component (GO): chloroplast
Source: RefSeq, a predicted model, not a curated record